AUGGCUUCAAUCAUUCUUGCAUCGCUUAACACAGUGGGGCUCAUAUUUGGAGGAUGUUGCUCUAACGUGAGUUUUCUCGACGACAUGACUUAUGUUGAGUGUCCUCUAAUUCUCCUUCAAAGGNUCUUUACGCUGGAGAAGAUCAUCAAGNUGAGACUGAGUCUGACAGCGGUUCGUAACUACCUACCAAACACUGAGUAUCCAACUCACCACGUCGCAGGUCUUCUCAUCACCCUCUUCCAAUUCAUAUUUACAGCUCUCGCGGCCUCCUUCUCUCAGAUCACACCCACCCUGACGCUCAAGUCUCCGUCAGUGCCCAUGCGCAAAUGGGCUUACAUCGCACUCAUGUUCUUCGCCAUCAAUAUGCUCAACAACUGGGCUUUUGCCUUCAACAUCUCCGUCCCAGUGCACAUAAUUCUGCGCUCUUUUGGUUCGGUGACGACGAUGUUGGCGGGUGCAUUGCAAGGCAAACGAUACACUUGGCUACAAGUGGGCAGUGUGGUAAUCUUGACUUUCGGAGUACUGGUGUCUGCGUUUGCGGAUGCGGAUAGCAAGGUGAGCUGCCUCUCUCUUCCGGAAUAUAGUAAAGGUCAAAUUGCUGAUGUUGAGAACAAUAGGNGCAAGUCCGUGGAGACAAACCAAAUAGACCUCAGCUCAGGUCUUCUCAUCCUGCUCGCCGCUCAGAUUUUGUCAGCAUACAUGGGCGUCUAUGUGCAAGACACCUACGCCACCCACGGCUCCCACUGGCGUGAAAAUCUCUUCUACAGCCACUUCCUCUCGCUACCCCUCUUCCUGCCUCUGACCAACACUUUACGUCGCCAAUACACUGCUCUCUCCGCCACCACACCACUCUCAGUCCCCGACUCACUGCCAGUUCUCAAGAGCGCAAACUUGCCCUCCGGUAUCGCAUACCUGCUGCUCAACUCUCUGACGCAAUUGGCCUGCAUAACAGGCGUAAACCUCCUCUCUGCCCAAGCCUCGGCAGUCACAGUCACCAUAGUCUUGAACGUGAGAAAGCUGGUCAGUUUUGUGGCGAGCACGAUCUUGUUCGGACACAAGUUGAGUGGGAUGAUGGCAGUUGGUGCAGGCUUGGUGUUUGGGGCUGGUGCACUGUAUGGCUGGGAAACCAGUUAUAGGAUCCCGAUGCAGAAGAAGCAGAGACAAAUCAAGGAGGCCAAGACACAGUAG
Molecule: messenger RNA, 1188 nt
Organism: Aureobasidium uvarum
Lineage: Eukaryota; Fungi; Ascomycota; Dothideomycetes; Dothideales; Saccotheciaceae
Source: the annotation of a GenBank genome assembly